AGUUACUGACUGAUAGAGCAACUGAUGACAAUGUGGUCCUAAUGUAACUCAUGGUCUCUCUUAUAUCCGCACCAUCAAAUAAGAAGAAGUCCAGCCAAUCCAGUGGGGGACAGCGCAAUCAUAUCGUGGCUGCAAUAGACCACUCAAAGUACAACCACGCGUUUACCUACAAGCACAAACCGUACGGGUUUCUGUCACGUGACCGACCCUUGUAUCCUGUUACCCUCUCUUUUGAGGAGAUCCAGGAGUACGAGUUAGCAUUCAAGAACUACGAUGUUAACAAGGAUGGUGUGAUCUGCGUAGACGAACUGUGUGAUUUGUUGGAAAGGGUGGGGCUGCGUCCCUCAGAGAAGGAGGUAGUAGAAAUGAUUAACUCAGUGGACAUGAACAAUGACGGUGUGCUUAGUUUCUGUGAAUUUGUAAAACUAAUGUCCCGCCAGCACAAUCCUUUUAUAACUCCUAAAGAACAGUUCGAGUCCGUCUUCAGGGUAUUUGACAGAAAUAACAGUGGUCAUCUGAGCAGAGUGGAGUUCAAGAAUACACUCUUCAGUAUAAGUUUGAGGAUAUCGGAGGAGGAACUUGACUCAAUACUGGAUAAUCUGGACAGGGACAAAGAUGGACUAAUUUCUAAACGAGAGUUUCUGAAAGUUUUUAUCACGGGAGAUAACAGCGCGUGACAUGACGUCAUGUCACGUGGUGUGACGUCAUGUCACGUGGUGUGUCGUCAUGUGACGUGGUGUGACGUCAUAUCGUAUGUUAUGCAUUAUGAUAAACUAUUUUUAUGCAUAAGUCAAGGUAUUUUACUAGACUGAAAAAUAAACGAUCUGCUUCUUUUUCUUUCUUGGCCUAGAAGAUUUUCUCGAUGAGAUUUUUAUGUUUUAUCACAAUGAGAUACAUAAUAGAACUAAUGUUUGAAACAAU
Messenger RNA from Bolinopsis microptera, 921 nucleotides. Its product is annotated as calmodulin-A-like. Gene Ontology annotation, molecular function: calcium ion binding. Lineage: Eukaryota; Metazoa; Ctenophora; Tentaculata; Lobata; Bolinopsidae. The coding region runs from base 51 to 677 and encodes 208 amino acids. Gene Ontology annotation, cellular component: trans-Golgi network membrane. The record is from RefSeq and is a predicted model, not a curated record. The transcript is spliced from 6 exons.